GCCAAGAAAAGUAUAAACUUGCAUAAAGGGACUAUAAUUCUGUAAAUAAAGAGAUCAAGAAGAAAGAGGGUCAAAGUUUAAAAAGCAUAGCGCAUAUGCUUUGCAACAUUAAUGAAGAAAUCCUAAAGGUAACCACAAAGAAAGGCAAAAUGCUUCUCCCCCAGCGGCCCAGCACUUGUAACCUCUCCUACAAAUAUCAUUCAUCAGAUUAACCCAACAAUCCAAAUAUAGCAAAUAUAAUGUCUUGGAAAGCAAAUGUAUAUAUGUUGAGGUCACUCUGUGUAUUGCUCCUGAUACAGAAAGGCAUUGCUUAUACUUUCAACGUCACAGAAUGGGGUACUCCAAACCAUUAUAACUAUAGUGAAUGGGCGAGCAGAAAUAGGUUUCAAAUUGGAGAUACCAUCGUGUUUCGCUCACCUAACAAUGACUCAGUCCUUCUAGUAACGAAAGAGCAAUAUAAAGAGUGCAACAAAAACCACUUGGGGGAACGCAAGGAUGGGAACACCUCAUUCACGCUCAACCACUCCGGGCACUUCUACUUCAUAAGCGGGAGCCGUGACAGGUGUAACAAGAACGAAAAAUUGGAAGUCGUCGUCAUGGCUGACAGAAGACAUCGCUCUUCUGCACCUUCUCCUUCACCAUUGGUGCCUGAGGUAACUCCAUCUCCGGCACCAAACAGGAAGGUGACUCCUCCAACUGAGAAGGCACCGUCUCCAUCCCCAUCAGGACCAGAAGCGCCAAUGCCUUCACCUGCUGAUUCACCACCAUAUGUGCCAUCUCAAGAGUCUUUUCCUCCA
Messenger RNA from Cuscuta epithymum, 797 nucleotides. The record is from the annotation of a GenBank genome assembly. Lineage: Eukaryota; Viridiplantae; Streptophyta; Magnoliopsida; Solanales; Convolvulaceae.